GUUUAACUUUGGUGUUCUGAUGCUUGACCACUCCACUGUCUGCACUGUUCGGUGCACGUGACCAGACUACAGUUUCGCCAGCGGGUCGGUUACUAUGGUAACGAGAGGCCAGCGACAGUAACUGACGUUCUGUCCUGCUUGAGUUGAUGACGUAAUUCACUAACAUUCCGUCAUGACGUCAUCGUCGCUGGCUCUAUAAACGUUCGGCUCCAGUGAGAGUUCUCAGAACACAUAGCUGCAAACAUGGCAAGCAUACUGCAGAGUUCAGCAAGACUGGUGAUUAGGAACUUUUCUAAACGCAGCACGACUACUACGCUUUCCACCCCCACGCGCAGCAGCACGACUACUACGCCUUCCACCCCCAUGAACAGCAGCAAGAUUACUGCCCUUUCCGUCCCCACUAAAAAGGGUCCGAUAUCCAGCCUGACCCCCUAUACUGGGCGGCUGGAUUCAAAGCUCACAGGGGUAAUCGGUGGGAUGCUGGGGGGUUUCUCAUUCUUUAAAGGCCUCCGUGACUUUAGCUCUCACUCCUACGCCAGUUCUGUGUUGAAAGAGAAACAGGUCUUUGCUACACAGAAAGAAAUAAUAAAAGUCUAUAGCCCGGUAGUGAGCGAUGAGGUGGAUUGGAAGCAGUAUGACAUGGUUACCCCUACAGUGCCCUGCUCUUCUGCUCCUUUCAGACCCAUUAAACAAGGACUUUACUAUGGCCUGACUGCAAAGGUGGGGCCGGGCUAUAUUGCAGAGCGGGGGGGGUUCUCAUUGAUUAAACGCCUCUGUGAUUUUAGCUCCCGAUCCUUCUACACCAGUUCGGUAAGUAGUAAGAAGCAGGACUACUACAGUGUGCUCGGGGUUUCCCGCACCGCUACACAAGGAGAGAUCAAGGAAGCUUAUAAACGGUUGGUUAAAGAAUACAAUCCUUACACCAAACCAGGAGACCCUCAGGCAAAAGAGAAGUUUGCCAUGGUAGUCGAAGCAUUUGAGGUCCUGAGCGACGAGAAAACGAGAAAGAUGUACGAUGAUUAUGGGUCAGCAUGGCUUAGACUUUAUGCAGCUCAGCAGCAGUUUGGAAGUGGUGCUGACACUGCUGAUGAUGUUGAGCUCAUCAGGGAGACCUUUUUGGAUUUUGCUAAGGACCAGGACUCUGAGGACUUUGCCCCAGCAUUAGAUAAUGUGGUGGAAUUGACGUUCACUGAGGCAGUUAAGGGAGUGUAUAAGGACAUCGCUGUGGACCUCUUUGGCAGCUGUCCACGCUGUGGGGGCACAGGUCAUCACCUGGGCACCGAAUUCUCAGAGUGCCCCCAAUGCGACGGCAGUGGCAAAGAGGUCUCUGGCCCAUUCCUGAUGACUGAAACAUGUAAAAAGUGUGAUGGGUCCGGCAUCGUCAUGAGCUCACGGUGCUCGCUGUGCAAGGGAACAGGCCAGACCAGACAACAGAGCACCGUUAGUGUAGCCGUCCCAGCCGGGGUGAAGGAUGGUCAGUCUGCGUCAAUUUCAGUAGGCAAGAAGAUGAUUGAAGUCACUUUCAGAGUCGAGGAGAGUCCUAUGUUCCGGCGGGACGGAGACGAUGUCCACUCUGACAUGGUGAUCUCAGUGGCUGAUGCCAUACUUGGAGGAACAACUCGAGCCCAGGGUCUCUACGGAACCAUUGAUAUACCAAUUCCUCCUGGAACUCAGGUAGAUGAGAAGAUCCGGUUGGCUGGUAAAGGCUUUGCCCACAUAAACAGCUCUAGCUUUGGAGAUCACUACGUUCACAUCAAAAUCAGAGUGCCCAGGAAGAUAAGCCCUCUGCAACGAAAAUUAAUUGAGAGCUUUGCUGAAGAGGACAGGAGAUGGGGUUCUGAAACAUGGAGCUCUUAUGAAAAUGAAGAUAAAAAGAAAGAGGAAUAGCAGCCCGGCACUUUAUAGAAAAACUAAAACCAAAAGAAAACUAUAAAACCAUAAAAAUAAAAAUCAUAAUAAAAAUAAUACAGUAAGAACUAAAUAUAAAUACAUUGUGAAAUAAAUUAAUGAGGCAGUGUGUGAAAGCAGGAAAAUUUGUAGAGCAUUGGAGGAAUUCCAUUAUCAUCCAGGAGGAGGUGCUGUUACACUGCCUCACACACACUUCACCCUCCAACCCUAGACCACACUGCCUGAUCUGGGAGCAGUAUAUAUCAGCAGUAAUCACUGACAUAGUAAGAUGAGCUGAUUCCAGACCCAGAUGUUGUAAUGGCAGUCCUGCCAAAGCAACUACAGUUCUAACAGCGUUUCUGUUCUGAGAGGAACCUGAGAGCAUGUCUGAACAUACUGUGUUUGUAUAAAGGGGGUGUGUCAUGAGUCACCUUUUAUUCAGCCAUAGUUUAUGGUUAGUCAACCUUAAUAAGAGACUUUGUUGAGUAUAAACAAGCAGCUCUUUGGCUGGCUAUUCGUGAUUUAUGAACCGAGAAAGUAUGAAGUACUAUCACGUCAAACACAACCUGAACGGAGCCCCAGAAAGUCACGUUGUAUUUACUUAGGUAUAGUUGAUUAAUGAGAGUUGGGAACACGGAUAUUGUGACAUAUUGUGAACCUCUAACAGUGUUGUGUCCUCUUUGAAAAUAAAAUAACCUGUGGAAGUUGAAAAGGUGGUGCAUCAAAAUUG
Molecule: messenger RNA, 2617 nt
Organism: Astyanax mexicanus (Mexican tetra)
Lineage: Eukaryota; Metazoa; Chordata; Actinopteri; Characiformes; Acestrorhamphidae
Product: dnaJ homolog subfamily A member 3, mitochondrial-like
Exons: 1
Coding region: 244-1887 (547 amino acids)
Biological process (GO): negative regulation of apoptotic process; protein folding; response to heat
Cellular component (GO): mitochondrion
Molecular function (GO): heat shock protein binding; ATP binding; protein kinase binding
Source: RefSeq, a predicted model, not a curated record